Molecule: messenger RNA, 3805 nt
Organism: Sphaerodactylus townsendi
Lineage: Eukaryota; Metazoa; Chordata; Lepidosauria; Squamata; Sphaerodactylidae
Gene: SWT1
Product: SWT1 RNA endoribonuclease homolog
Cellular component (GO): nucleus
Source: RefSeq, a predicted model, not a curated record
AGAAGACUCCUACCUGGUUAUCGUCACGCAGCAGCUGUCGUCCGAGUAACGCCUUGGGCGGUUAAAACUACAUUACCCAAGAUGCAAAGCGAGAAACCGCCUCCUGAUAUACCCAGAAUACAAUGCAAAGGGACAAACGGGCUGCGCGUGGAAGACGUUACAGUGUAUUCUCCCAGAAUGCUCUGCGGCGAGGUGCCCGUCUCCCACAGAAAUCAGAAAAGGGAACAUAACGGAAACGACGCAGACUCUGACAGACGUACAGCUUUCAGAAACUAAAGAAAUAGGAAACUUACAUAGUCCUAGGGCGUGGGGUUUUUUUUCUGCAGCGUGUGAGGUGAGGAAUCUUGGUAACUAUCGUUUUUUAAAACCACACUUCCCAGCAAACACUGCGGCACAACAAAUAUACUUCAGAAGAGUAGGGAGUAAAGACUACUAGGGCAAUUGGCUCUUGAAGAAGGUUGCCUGAACUGAGCAAGGACUGCGGAGGAGCAGAUUCUGAAAUUUUAACAUGUCCCGAAGGCACAAAAAGAAAUCUGACAAAAAAUGUGACACUUCAGAUGACAAGCAUUCCAAGACUUUCAGUGACAGGUGGUCAGGCCAUUCUAGUUCAUCUUCCUCACAGAGUAUUGCAAAAAAAUAUGAGGGGGCAGAAGUCCAUAAAUGUAAUAACAAAGUACAGCCAUGGAGUCAAAGGUCUGGUGAUGACUCUGGAUACACCAAAACAAAAAGGAGUCUUGAACUGAAAGAGACUGCUAAAGGUUUUGAAAAAGAGACUCCAGAAGGUCCCAGCAGCAAUUGUUUUUUAUUCCUGCCUACUAAGAAGCGUGAGAAGAUCACUUUACAUUUUAAAAAUAAGGCUAAACACGAGGGAGAUGGAGGAAGCCAUAAAAACACAACAGCCUCUCCUAGCAAUGAAGGCUCUGAAUCAAAUACCUGCAGAGACUCUGAUGCUCAAAGAAGGAAAAGGGAGUUGAUGUGCCUAAAUGGUUGGGGGAAAAACAAAAAGAAGGUCAAAGUGGAGCACACCAAACUGAAAGAAAUCAUAGUGAAGCAAGUGCUAGAGCAGUUUGAGGAAGCCUCACUUCCCACCCCAUGCUCUUCCCACCUUAAGAAAAAGCUUUCCAAUGUGAGUACAGUCAACAGACCACAGCCACCGUCCAAAAAGCCAUAUGCAGUCUUGGAUGAUGUCUCAGGCCAGAAGCUGUUCAUGCGAGAAUGCAAAGAAGCGCCUCUGAAAACAGCGAAGCAUGCUUUACCAGAGCUACCCAGGAAAAGUGUCAAGGAGAGGAGACAUGUUCCCUCAACUGAACUGUCAAAAGGUUGGAAGGAUCAGAAGCAGAAAGAACAGCAACAUCUUGAUCAUAUCGAUAAUAUUUGUAAUGCAAGGACACGCAGAAAGAUAGGGGAGGAAGCAGUUUUGCAUAUAAAUCAGGACACCAGAGGUCUGCAUCAUUCUUGCCUAGCUCAACCUGCUGAAACUACCAAUCCAGACCAAGAGAUGCAGAUAGUAGAAGACUUGCAUGCUGCUCGUGUUGACAGAAAGAUAGUUUUGCCUGUGGUGGAGACUUGUGGAGAGUUGACUAGCAUGGAAAUAGAUCUUCCAGAUGAGGAAGCAACCAAGUUUUCUAGGAGGCUUUCUGACGUGAAUACUUUGAUUGUGAUUGAUACUAACAUACUGAUCAGCCAUCUAGAGCUCAUUAAGUCUUUGAAGAAUACAGAUAUCCCAGGUAUUGGUAAAUUUGGGCUUGUCAUCCCCUGGGUGGUCUUACAAGAACUGGACAAUUUAAAGAAAGGAAGAAUAUUGGCAAAUGUUGCUCAAAAAGCAGUCCCUGCUGUACACUUCAUCCACACGUGCCUCAAAAACCAGGACUCCAAGUUGUGGGGACAAUCUAUGCAGCUUGCUUCUCAGCGAACAUAUGGUUUCAGUGUUGAGAAUAAUGAUGAUCGUGUGUUGCAAUGCUGCCUUCAGUACCAAGAACUCUUCCCUCAAGCUGAAGUUGUAUUAUUGACGGAUGAUAAAAACUUGUGCAGUAAAGCCCUGGUGAGUGAAGUAAAGGCACUUUGUAAAGCAGAACUAGUUACGGCUCUCCAGAAGCUAAUCGUAAAUAGUGCAGAUGGCUGCACUUCGCUGCAAUCCAAAAAAGAGCCCAAGGACCUUGGGGAACCAUCUACUGAUCCUCUUUCAGGCAUUAUUCACGACCUUGAAAAAUCGUUGGGAGAAGUUUUGUCAUCGAUUUUGCAAACAGAAAUGAAGAUUGCUUAUGGAGACCUAUGGACAGAGGUUGUGUAUCGGACACCUCCGUGGACGUUAGCAGACCUACUGGAGUGCUACAAAAAACACUGGAUAGCUGUUUUUGGACUGAUCAUACCAAGAAGCUUUCUUUCAACAAUUGAGUAUCUUUCAACACAGCUCUGUAAAGGUAGAAAUGUUUGCAUUGACUCGAGCCAAGUCACUGCCAGCGAGCCAUUGGCUCAAGGAAAUAGACACCAAGAAAUCUGGUCUGUCCUUGAAAAUGUCUGGAACACAAUGAACCUAUACAGGCUUGAAGUUUUCCAGAAGCUGGAUCUCAGUACAAUAACACGCUCGAGUACCAGGUCAUCGUUCAAAGAAGCUUUCUUAGGCUUACAGAAAUUAAUGGCAGCUGUGAGUGAAAUUCUUGCAGGAAUCCAGCUAGUUUUAAUGCCAAACAGUAGCUUUCAGGAUAUCUGGACUCUCUAUAACUUUUUAACUAAAAACAAGAUCAACACUACCAUGUUUACUGCUGAAGAAUUCUAUGACUGUGUUUCCCAGGGAAUGUAUAGGGAACGAUUGUCAGUUGGUUGUAGCCAACUAGUUGAACUGGAACACACAAUUAAACAGUGUUAUGAAUCUGUUGGUUUGGAAGCCAGAAACAGAGGAUGGCUUUGAUCCUGAAGUCAUCUGAAACUUAUGAAGGGACAGUGUUUUUUUCUGUUUGCCUAAGGCUGCAAUCUUAUAAUAAAUCCAGUUAUAUUUUAGUGAGAUUUAUUUCUCUGACUAAACAUUCAUAGGAUUUCAGUCCCUGUCUUCUGAAAAAAUAUUUUACACUGAUUUCUGCUUGAUUUACCAGAGCACCAGUGUCUGACUUGUCAGAAAAAAGUUGUUCAAGGUACUUGAUGCAAGUGUGAAAAGCUUUUAUGCUUUCUGCACCUUCAUAAUAUUAAAAUUUAAUUUUUGCUGUUUAUUGACGAAUUCACUGUUUAAAUUUGUACAUUUGUAGUGUAAACUAAUCUGUACAAAGAAAAGUUUCUUAUGGUAUCUCAUGUAAAUAAAGGUAGAAAGGAGUUCUUGAAUCGCCACUUUCUUGCUACAGAUCCAUUAAUUUCAGUGGGACAAUUAAGCAUGUGGCAGUUUUAAAAGUCCUUAACUGUAGCUGAAUUCCUGUCCUCCAAGUAGCCCGUACUCUGUAUACCUAGAUCUGAGGUAACUUUGCUUGCCAUGUAUGUACACCAUAUUCUCCUGUCUUUUAAAUCUUUUACUGUCUAGUCUAUUCAAAAUGUUAUAUUCCUCACAGAUCACAUGGCUGUUCUCUCAACUUGAGCUGAAUAUAUGUCUGUGAAGCCUAAAUAAAAACUGUCCUGUUACCUCCAAUAUGAAGUAAUUCAUUUCUAGCCAUUGCUUUGUUGAUGUACCUGUACAGGAACAUAAUUUAUUUCUAUCAUAAAUAAAUCCUCCUAAUUGUGAAAAUAUUUAUUUGUACAGCAGGGGUUUUUUACAUUUUAAAAUUGUUUGUAAAAUAUUUGUAAUUUGAGCCAGUCUUUCAAUAAAUUGUAGUUCUCUGCUAAA